AAAAUGUGUUUUGCAAUAAUAAUCCGAAGCAACGAACAGAAGAGACACACACAUUUACUGUAAAUACAGAACAAUACCAGAACAAAAAACGGAUCCAAAGAGAUUUCUUUCUAAGAUUACUGGAACUUUACAGUCGAUUCCAAUGGAACAUGCCAAGAAAUCCCUUAAUGUGUUCGCAACCUCCCUUUCAAAAUGCAUAUCAGCCUGCGGUUCUAUGACACAGCAGCUCUUACCAAGUUGGCCUCAGCACUCCAGACCCUUCCGGGUCAUUAACUCUGAACGCUCCAUUAAGAAAGGCAUCAUGGCCAAUGACCUGAGAGACCUACAGAACAAGGUGAUGGAUAUAUUCCACAUGCACUGCAUCAGGUCUUUAGUGUUGGAUGAAGAUGGAACUGGAGUGGAUACAGAGGACUUUUUUCAAACCUUAAAAGAUAACACUGUCCUAAUGGUUUUAGGGGAAGGACAGAAGUGGGCUCCACAGCAGAAACACCUUCCAGGUCAGAGGAAAUUAGAAAGGAAACAUAUAACCAAGAGAGAUCCUGGAUGUAGCUGGAAAAAAACGAGGAAAGACGUUGCCAAACUGACUUUUGAUCUUUACAAAAAUCACCCAAAGGAUUUUAUUGGGUGCCUAAAUGUGCAGGCAACAUUGUAUGGCAUGUACUCUGUGUCAUAUGAUUUGCAGUGCUAUAAAGCAAAAAGAAUGCUAAGGGAAGCCCUAAAAUGGACUCUCUUCACUAUGCAGACUACUGGCCAUGUUUUAGUAGGAACUUCGUGUUAUAUUCAGCAUCUUAUUGAUGAGGACGAGAAAACUGAGGCACAACUGAUAUCGCCUGCAUGCAUCAUCAAGCAGUUACAACAUUAAACGAUGGUGUUUCAUGGCUAGGGCAAACUAAUCAGAGUGCACAGCUUGUUGAUUAAAUGCUUCAUAAAAUUUAUAU
This is a messenger RNA of Carassius carassius (crucian carp), 938 nucleotides long. RefSeq names its product cell death inducing DFFA like effector c (gene cidec). The coding region runs from base 143 to 862 and encodes 239 amino acids. NCBI's taxonomy places the organism in Eukaryota, Metazoa, Chordata, Actinopteri, Cypriniformes, Cyprinidae. The transcript is spliced from 7 exons. The record is from RefSeq and is a predicted model, not a curated record. Gene Ontology annotation, biological process: apoptotic process; regulation of apoptotic process.